Sphaeramia orbicularis (orbiculate cardinalfish) is the source of this 5407-nucleotide messenger RNA. It is a transcript of the gene pla2r1, whose product is annotated as phospholipase A2 receptor 1. Lineage: Eukaryota; Metazoa; Chordata; Actinopteri; Kurtiformes; Apogonidae. The record is from RefSeq and is a predicted model, not a curated record.
UCUCCGGGCCUGUCGGUGUGAACACAUCCUGCAGACCGGAGAGCAGCUUCAGCUCCUCCGUCAGACGUGACGUCGCUGGUCCCCCACUGAAAAACUAACUCGGCCAAAGUUUUGUAUGAGGGAAAAAAAACAACCAGCCCAAAAUACUCUGGACUCGGAGUCUCGGAAUGUGCGGACAUUUGCAGUCAAACACCGCAUCCCGCCGUCGAAAUGUUCCUCCGGUGUCCUGGUGCCGUGGACUCCGUGUGUGCCGUGGCCGUCGUCUGCCUUGUGUUGUUGGCGAAAAGCAGUUUGUGUGUCACCGAAGAAGACGAUGAAGUCCUGGAGAAAAGACAGCUUGUGGAGUUUUACAAAAAGAGUCUUUUUAUCCUGGAGAGUGAGCAGUUGAAACGCUGCAUCAAAGUGGAUCACUCCAACCUGGUGUUGGAGGACUGUGAGCGGCCCACCCGUCGCAUGCUGUGGAAGUGGGUGUCGAGACAUCGCCUCUUCAAUCUGGGCACCAGCAUGUGUCUGGGCCUGAACGUUUCGGACACAACGCAGCCCCUCGGCAUGUUCGAGUGUGACACCGCUCUCCCUCUGCUGUGGUGGCGCUGCAGCGGAAACAUCCUGCACGGGGCGUCCCAGUGGAGGGUGAAUGUGGCCGGACGCUUAGUGGUGGUCAAGAAAAACUCCCAUCAUACCUGGAAAAGGUAUAACACUCCCAGAGAAGGACCCUGCUCAUACCCGUAUGAAGAUAUCCAUACUUUGUUGGGAAAUGCACAUGGUAUGCCCUGUGCCAUGCCCUUUAAGUACAACAACAAAUGGUACUCAGAGUGCACAACUGAAGGCCGGGAGGAUCACCUGCACUGGUGUGCCACCACCACUCGCUAUGAUGAUGCAGAACGAUGGGGCUUCUGUCCAGUUCCAGAUACCAGCUGUGACCCUUUCUGGGAGUCCAACCAGGAGCUGCGUGCAUGUUACCAGUUCAACUUGUACACCAUCCUCACCUGGAGUCAGGCCCUGUCGACCUGCCAAGCUCAAGGAGGAAACCUGCUCAGCAUCACCAGCCUGUCAGAGCACAGGUACAUCAGAGAUCGACUGGCGACUGUAGGAGCGAUGGUGUGGAUUGGACUGAACCACCUGAAGGAUGGUCGGGGUUGGCAGUGGUCUGACAGUGCACCUCUGUCACUGGUCAACUUCACCACAGCUCUGCCUUCAAGCCCACUUCAGGACAACAGGCAAUGUGGAGUGUACAACUCAGCCUAUGAGGGUCACUGGCAGGGUCUUUCCUGUGAGUCGGCUCUGCCUUAUAUCUGCAAAAAGACGCCGAAUGACACCCGGACAGCCGAGCCACUGGAAAAUUGGCAGUACAUUCAUACAGUGUGUGAUAAUGACUGGUGGCCUCAUAAUGGAUUCUGCCACCGGGUAAUACCAGAAGCAGAGGCAGGAACAUGGGAGGAGUCUUCCUGGGCCUGUAGUUCUCAGGGAGCGAACCUCAUCAGCCUCCGGUCCCUGUCUGAAGUGGAAAUGUUACUCAACCUCCUAGCCAACUUUUCUGGGGAGAAUUCGGAGGUGUGGAUUGGUCUCUGGAAACAACCAUCGUCGCCAACUGUAGAGUGGUCUGAUGGCUCUCCUUUGACGCUCACACUGUGGCACCAGUAUCAUCCUCCUCAAAACCUGACUGAUACGACUCUUUGUGUCAAAGUUGGCACUAAGGAUGGUACCUGGCUUUUAACGUCUUGUGAUGAGCGACUGCCUGCUGUAUGUAGAAAAACAAGCCAGACUCCUGCUCCUCACUCUGGAAUAUGGGAUGAAGGUUGUCCUGAGGGUUGGAAGCGACAUGGUCACGCUUGCUACUUUGUGACAGGCCAUGAACAAAACUAUGAAGAUGCACUGAUGGGAUAUUACUGCAAGGCUCCUCUUCUUACUGUGGAAAACAGGUUUGAGCAGGCGUUUGUCAACAGUUUGCUGAGUGAGAGCGGGGCCAACAGCAGCUUGUAUUACUGGAUAGGCCUCUUUGACCAGGAACAGAAGGGAGAGUACAGCUGGCUUCCUCAUAAUGGGUCCUCUCUGGCGCUUACCUUCACAAACUGGAACAAACACCAGCCAGUCAGUGCCGGUGGUUGUGUUGCCAUGUCAGGUGGUCCCGCUCUGGGUCACUGGGAGGUGAAAGACUGCAAAUCCCACAAGGCUUUGUCAGUGUGCAAGCAGAGUAUCAGUAAUUACCAGGACAUCCACCUACCUGUGAACCACAUUGAUGCUUACGCCCCCUGUCCUCCAGGGUGGGAAUCACACUCUGGGCUUCUGCACUGUUUUAAGAUCUUUCAUGAUGAAAAAGUCCUGAUGAAACGUUCCUGGGUGGAGGCAGACUUCUUCUGCCAGGCCCUCGGGGCUCAGCUGGCCAGUUUCCACCACUAUGAGGAGCAGGUGUUUGUGAAGCACCUCCUCAGUACCAUGUUUGAAGGAACAGAGGGGCGUUGGUUUUGGAUGGGCUUAAACAAGAGAGACCCUAACAUCCCUGGAGCCUGGGAAUGGUCUGAUGGGUCUCCUGUGGUUACGUCCUUCAUAGAAGAUAAGAAUGAGGAGGACGACAGGAGGGACUGUGCUGUUUACAGCGACCUGACCAACGCCCUCAUGCCAAAGCCGUGUGAUACCAAACACGAGUGGAUCUGCAAGGUCUCCAGAGGUGAAAAACUGAAAAAACCAUACUGGUACACUGAGCAGAGCGAGCCUUGGGUGUUUUACCAUGGAGCUGAAUAUCUGCUGGCCAAGCAGCCGUUUAACUGGGACGCUGUGUCUCUGGCCUGUCAGAUGAUGGGAGCCUACCUGCUGUCCAUUCACUCCAGAGAAGAACUGCACUUCAUCAAAGAGCGCUUACGGCGGCUCUCCCUCGGUCCUACUGACUGGUGGAUCGGCCUCUCCAUCGCCCAGCCUGGACUGGAGACCAGGUGGAAUGAUGGGACAGAGAUAGAGUUUCAGAACUGGGCAGAGGGCGUCACCAAUGUUGGCUCGCGGAAAAGCGGGUUGUGUGUUACCAUGUCCUCUGCAUCAGGGAAGUGGUCUACAAAUAAAUGCAGUGAUCUCCAUGGCUACGUGUGCAAGAGAAAGACUGUGUCUGUGGUGGAAACUCCCAGGGAGCCACACUACAUCGGAGGAUGCCCAGAGAAAUGGCUGUACUUUGGACACAAGUGUCUCCUGCUUCACCUCCCUGACAUUCCAAAGGAGGGAAAAAGUUGGAAGGAUGCCCAGUCCAUCUGUGCCUCCUUCGAGGGGUCACUGGUUGCAAUAGAAGAUGAAAUUGAACAAGCCUACAUCACGAUGCUCCUUCAAGGCAGCUCUGUGGGCGUAUGGAUCGGUCUGCGGGAUGAGGACACCAUGAAAUGGACCAAUGGGAGAGCAGUCACCUACACCAACUGGUCCCCAAUUGAACCAAAGAGCUAUGUCACUGAGGAUGAGUGGCUCAGUGUUGAGGACCCGUUGUGUACUGUUCUGUCCAACAACCAUAAUUUCCACUUGACUGGGAAGUGGUAUGAUGAGAAGUGCAGUGAGACUGGGUAUGGCUUUGUUUGUCAAAAACCUCAAGAUAUAUCCAAACCCCCCACCCAUUCCUAUCACCAACCCCCCACUGAUAAUAUUGAAUACAAGAGCCGCAACUACAAGGUUGUGUCUGGCAACAUGAGCUGGUACGACGCGAUGCAAAUGUGCAUAGAGAAUCAUGCUGACCUAGUGAGCAUUACAGAUGCCUACCACCAGGCUUUCCUUACUGUCCUUGUCAACAGAUUGGCCGUUCCACACUGGAUUGGACUAUACAGUCAAGAUAGCGGUAUCAACUAUCAGUGGUCGGACGGCAGUGACACAGUCUACACACACUGGGACGGAGCCGAUAAUGAUGACGACUUUGUGACAGGUGAUUGUGUUUACAUGGAUGUGAGCGGAGGCUGGCGGAGAGCUGACUGUGAAUCCACACUACCUGGAGCCCUGUGUCAUGUUCCCCCACCAAUGAAUAAAGCAUUUAGCACAAACGAGGUGGUGUGUCCCUCAACGUGGGUGAAAUUUGGAAAUGGCUGUUAUAACUUUGAGCCGGUGGUGCAGAGGCUUACACUGGAGGAAGCACGAGAGCACUGCAGACACAAAGUGAACACCUCCGAUGUUGUAACCAUUGAAAAUGAGACAGAGAACCGUUUUGUUCUGGAGCAGCUCUGGUCUUUAGGAUUCCUUCAUCAGACUGUGUGGUUAGGAAUGUACUACAACAUUGACACUGAUUCUAUGAGCUGGGUGGAUGGUUCACCAAUGGACUACACCAACUGGCCCAACAAAGCCCCUGACACCAGGAUGCUGACUGCAGAUACCUGUGUGUCUACCAGGGUGGUUGACGGAGUCUGGUUCCUGUCAAGGUGCACUGAGCGGUUAGGCUUUAUCUGCAAAACUGUCUCAAAUGUAAUUACUGAAGUGGAAGUGGAGCCGUUAAAUGGUUUGCAUCAUGGUAUCAUCCCCGCUGCAGUGCUGGUGGCUGUAGUGAUCUUUGCCCUGCUGGCAGGAGCGAUGUGGUUUGCAUACCGGAGGAACGCUGCACGUUUUCGGGGAAUCCCUGCAAUUGGCAGCGCUUACUACAGACAAACCAGUUCACAGGCGACAGAGUCGGAUGGAAACGUGCUGAUCACAGACUUAGAAGCUCACUCAGGAGAAUAGCAAACAAUGACUCUGCUUUUUUUAGGACUGCCUUAUUGUUCUCCUCUUCUUUUUCUGUUUCUCACUAUUUCACCAUCAGGUAUGAAUGCCCAAGACACUGUAAAGCUGUGAUGCUGACUCCUCAGGACAGUGGUGAGAAUGACAGCAAAUGUUUUUUUAAUAAUAUGUUUGAAGGAUUUCUGUUGCUUCCUGCCGUUCAUUCAGAUGUUCACAUUAAUGUGCUGACUCAUUUUAAUAUUACGAAGAUUAAAGAAAUGGUCAAUAUAUUAAAUUUCUUGUAAAAACAGUAUUAAAGAAGGGAUGCUCGAAUGCUUUAAACUUAAGGUACUUAACUCAACCUGGUAUACUUCUACAGUGUUUGGAUGUAGACAAUCGAACCUGGAAAACAGUAUUACAUUGAAGGUUAAAGGUUUUGUCUUCCAUUAAUGAGAGGCUAGCAUAUUUGACUUUUUAAAGGUGAUUGUAAUGUUAAGGAUUCUAUUGUUUUUGUAGCAUGUCUCAGUUUUGUCAGUAUUACUUUUUUUGUUAUUGUGUACUGAACAUUGUUAUCAGAGAUUUUUUAAAACAUGUUUUAUGGAAAUAUGUAAAGCACAAUUUACACAUGGGGCUUUUAUUUUUGUCUUUUUCAUUUACUUCUGCUGAUGCAAAACAAAUUAUAAGAUGUAUUUUGCACAAUUUUUCAUGUUUUAAUAAAUUGAAGGUAGGCCUAAUAAACCGCUGUUAUUACUGAGUUGCUGUA